Brassica napus (rape) is the source of this 2438-nucleotide messenger RNA. Its product is annotated as glucan endo-1,3-beta-glucosidase 11. Gene Ontology annotation, cellular component: plasma membrane. Gene Ontology annotation, biological process: carbohydrate metabolic process. Bases 967 to 2166 code for a protein of 399 amino acids. The transcript has 4 exons. Gene Ontology annotation, molecular function: hydrolase activity, hydrolyzing O-glycosyl compounds. The record is from RefSeq and is a predicted model, not a curated record. NCBI's taxonomy places the organism in Eukaryota, Viridiplantae, Streptophyta, Magnoliopsida, Brassicales, Brassicaceae.
ACUGGAACAAAGAUAAAAAGAACUCUCUUAUUUUUUUUUUUAAAAAGGGAAUCUUUUAUUGUAUUUUUCACUAGAAGCAAAAGGUAAAUAUAAACUGAAGUUUAGAUCAUUAUUCCUCUUAUCAAUGUGAUGGUCUGAUUUCUACUCUUAUAUUUCAUUUUUUUCCUUCACCCAACUCCCAGAUUUGGGAUCCUCCAAUCUAUUAUAUUGCCAAAGCGGAAGACAUGUUAAGAUUUAAACCCCAUAGUGGCCAGUUCAAUUUUUUUCUCACCUUUGCCUCGUCUGAAGAAAGUGUCUUCUUUAGGCCACUUUACAAUUUUAUUUUUACUUUUGGCCUGACACAGUUGGCAAAUGUGUUGGAAAGAGACAAUCUGUAAGAUGUCAUUCUUUUUUUUGUGCUAGGAUCCAACAAUAUUUGAUGAAGCCCAUGUUUGGCUCACAAAAAAUGUUUUUGGCAAACACUAUCUACUUUUACAAUAGCAUCAACGGAUCCUAUUGCCAAACCUACCACCACUAGUAAAAUAACUAAUAAAACUAAAAAUAACAAUGUAUUCACUAUUAUUGUUAAAAUGAAUCAAUAGUCACUUUUUAUUUGAGAAGACACUAUGUCUAACAAAAAUAACAUACUAGGCAGGCAAAGUAAAGUAUACUUAUCCCCGAAUUAUAAUUUAGAGAAAUUGUACUCCCUACACACCAUUUUUCCCCUAUUUACACUCCAUACCCUAUAUCCCUCCAAUUUUUUUCCCCCCAAUAUUACCAUUUUCCCCCCAUUCAAUGAUAUCCCACCUUUGUUAGUAUAUUUAGCUAAUUUACUCUAUAAUUUAAUAUAAUUUGCCCCCUACUUGGUCCCAUCUCAGUUCUUCUCUAUAAUAUCCCCACAUUUCAUUGCAUUUAUUCUCUUACAAAUAUUCUCACUCAGUCUGUAUCUCUUUCUCCUCCAAGUCUAAAUUGCUUAGCAGUGCGGCAAUGACCAACUCUUUUGUUCUUCUUCUAUUUUUCUUAACAUUCUUAGAACAUGGAUUGUUCUUUCAAAGGGUCUCCUCUCUUGGCAUAAACUACGGUCAAGUCGGUGACAAUCUUCCUCCACCAAACAAAGUUCUACAACUCUUGAGCUCACUCAAUAUUAACAAGACAAGAAUCUACGACACAAACCCUCAAGUCUUAACAUCAUUCGCCAAUUCCAACAUUGAGCUCUUCGUCACUGUCGAAAACGAAAUUCUUCCUAGCUUGGUCGACCCUCAAAAAGCUCUCCAGUGGGUCACGUCCCGUAUCAAACCCUACUUUCCCGCCACCAAGAUAGGGGGUAUUGCUGUCGGCAACGAACUAUACACCGACGAUGACUCAAGCCUCAUAGGGUAUCUUGUGCCUGCAAUGACGAGCAUUCAUGCUGCUCUGGUCCAAACUGGACUAGACAAGUACAUUCAAGUAUCGACUCCGAGUUCACUAUCACUCCUUCAAGAAUCUUACCCUCCCUCCGCCGGAUGUUUUAGGCCGCAAGUAGCCGGCGUAAUGAUGCAGCUUCUAAGUUUCUUGCGUAGCACGAAAUCCCCUUUUUGGAUCAAUGCUUACCCUUACUUCGCUUACAAGGAUUCCCCGACAAAGAUCCCACUAGACUACGUACUCUUCAACCCUAACCCUGGGAUGGUUGACCCCUACACCAAGUACCACUACGACAACAUGCUCUACGCUCAAGUAGACGCUGUGAUCUUCGCCAUGGCAAGGCUUGGCUUUAAAGAUAUCGAGGUUGGGGUCUCGGAGACUGGGUGGCCGUCUAAAGGCGACGGAGAUGAGAUUGGGGCCACCGUGGCCAACGCGGCAGUUUAUAACAAGAAUCUUCUAAAGAGACAGCUUCAUGGUGAAGGAACGCCAUUGAGACCAAACAUGAGUCUUGAUGUUUAUCUCUUUGCUCUCUUCAAUGAAGACCUUAAACCAGGACCAACGUCUGAGAGGAACUACGGACUGUAUCAGCCUGAUGAGACCAUGACUUACAAUGUAGGUUUAUUAUCAUCAUCAUCAACAUCAUCACAAUCAUCUACUUCAACUAAUUCUUUUAUGUCCAUCACCUCCUCUGCCUCCACGGAUAUAAAGGAGGGAAAUCAACGGCUGAUAUACUUGACAUGCGUUUAUUUGGUGGCCAUUCACAUGAUUAUUAGAAGACCGUACUAGAAGCAGAAACAAAAUCGCGAGUGCUUCUACGUGUAAAUAGAGAGAGAGAGAGAGAGAGAGAGAGUCCACUCAUGCGGUUCAUUUUUCAACGAGAAGAAUCAUAUUAUUUCCAAAAGUGUCUCAAAUUAUUCUUUGAAGAAAAACAAACAGAAAAUUUGUUCCCAGUGAUUAAUUAAUUAACUUGAGAAGGGGAGGCAGGACGCAAAGAGAAUCCAAUGUAUAAAAAGAAGCUGACGAAUGUUCAUAUAAUAAAUAUAUUGUUGUUAUUCAUA